Messenger RNA from Dromiciops gliroides (monito del monte), 4207 nucleotides. It is a transcript of the gene MTURN, whose product is annotated as maturin, neural progenitor differentiation regulator homolog. The transcript has 3 exons. Bases 563 to 958 code for a protein of 131 amino acids. Gene Ontology annotation, cellular component: cytoplasm. The record is from RefSeq and is a predicted model, not a curated record. Gene Ontology annotation, biological process: regulation of signaling; positive regulation of megakaryocyte differentiation. Lineage: Eukaryota; Metazoa; Chordata; Mammalia; Microbiotheria; Microbiotheriidae.
AGGCGCGGCAGGAAGGUUUUGUUCGGUGACUAGGAGGAGCCGAGGGAGGCUAUUGCGUCCGGUCCUCUCCGUGGAACUAGUGCAGUGUCCGCCCCCGCCUCCCUCCCCUCUAGCCAGCCGCUGGCCACGCUGCCCGCCGAGCCCAACUGUCCGUGGAGCGGGAGGGAGAAGGAGGAGGAGGAGGAGGAGGGGCAGAGCCAGUCCCCGCAGCCCGCCCCCAGCCCGCCCGCCGCCUGCUUUUUUACCCACAACAUGUAAACAGUCCCCGCUAAGAGUUCUCCAGGGAGCAGGAACGGGAGAGCUGGGCAUUAAAGCAGGUCCGCGAGGAGCCCCCUGUCCCGUGGAUCCCCCGGGCGGGAUCACCGACGUAUUGGGAGGCAGGAGAGCAGAGGAAGCCCGAGUUGAGCCGAGCAGAGCAGAGCCGAGCGCAGCGCUCGGGGGAGGAGAGAGGCCGAGAGCCGGGCCGUGAGGGCCGGAGAGCUAGAGUUAGGGAGCCCCAGAGAGAGGAGGAGCGAGCUAGGAGAGCAGUGGAGAGGGGAGCGAGGCAGGGGCGACCGACGGGAUGGAUUUCCAGCAGCUGGCGGACGUUGCGGACAAAUGGUGCUCCAACACUCCCUUCGACCUCAUCGCCACGGAGGAGACGGAGAGGAGGAUGGAUUUCUACGCCGACCCGGGGGUCUCUUUUUAUGUGCUGUGUCCGGACAACGGCUGCGGGGACAAUUUUCACGUCUGGAGCGAGAGUGAAGACUGCUUGCCUUUCUUGCAGCUGGCACAGGAUUACAUUUCCUCAUGUGGCAAGAAGACCCUUCAUGAAGUGUUGGAAAAAGUCUUCAAGUCUUUCAGACCCUUGCUGGGGCUCCCAGAUGUAGACGAUGAUGCGUUUGAGGAGUACAGCGCCGAUGUGGAAGAGGAGGAGCCAGAAGCCGACCACCAACAGAUGGGCGUCAGUCAGCAGUAAACUUUGGAGGGUUAAGAGGAGGACAAAUGUUAACUUCUCGGUGCCAGGUGGGGUCAGGGGCUCUGUGUUUACAUUUGGCAUUUGCUCAUCACCACAGGAGGUCUGACUCCCAGCAUCCGAAUUAAAAUGAAAUAGAAUUUUAACCACCACGAAAUAUCUGUGAUAAGCUUUGCUGCUGGGGUGGCCUGAUGCCCUUCUGCUGCCAGGAGGUGUCUAAGGGGUCGUCUUGGUUGCCUGGUGACAUUUUGAAUCUAGAAUCUGUUUUUGUAGCCAGCUUAAUUUUCUCUUUUGUUUACGGUAAAGGAUGCACAUCCACUGACUUGAAUGUCCACUUUGAGGAAUGUAUCAGGUCUGAAUCUGGACAAGGGAGAGCCACGUGGGAGGUAGAAGUCAGCUACAUUUUUUUUAAUUGAUUUUAUGGCCUUUUAACUACUAGUUAGAGAUCGAUCUUGUUUCUAAUGCAGGUGUUUUGAUAUCUCUACGUAGUUUGUUAAAUGCAAAAGAGCAGAUAAAAAAGAGACAGGAAUCCUGCAAAUUGGUUCAGGAGAAGUAGGAGAUAAAUACAAACUUCUGAUAAAGAUUUUUUUAAAAAAAAUCUCACUUCAACAUUUAUUAAGCGCCUACUGUAUGUGAGUAUAUUGUCCAAAUAUUUUUUAAUGACACCAUCCCUGCCCUAAGAGAGCUUGUUUUCUAUUGGAAAGUUGUCUAGAGCAUGUCAGACAUUCUUACCUGAAUAUCUAGGCAAAUCAUUACAAGCAUAUUAGAUGACUUUGAAAAUUUUCUAAGACUAAGUAACAAUAUUUUGAGGAUGAUGCCACCAUCCAGAACUUAGAAGAUGAGCCUUAGAGAGUUCUUUGCAAUGACUUGGACAAGGUCACACAGAUAGUAACUAUUAGAGGUCAGAUUUGAACCUGGAUCUCCUUGAUUCCAGGAUCAUCCAUCUAAAGGGGACCUUAAUAUAAACCCCUCAUUUUACAAAUGAGGAAACUGAGGCCUAGAGCAGUAUAGUGACUUGCCCAAGGUCACAAAGGUGGUAAGUAGCAGAACUAGAAUUCAAACCUAAGCCCUCUGCCUCCAAGUCCUUUCUUUCUACUGCACCAGGCUGCCUCCAGGUCUCGUAGUUGGCGAUCUCUCUUCCAUGCUGCCUCUCAAGUCUAAAGUCACUUUGUAAUAGUUAGACAAAAAAAAAAAAUCAAUGAGCAACAUGGGGUGAUUUUGUAAAAGUAUCUAUCAAAUAUCAUGUAAGACAUGAAACUUUCGUUUUCACACUUUUCUGGCGAGUUGACAAUUUGCAAAUAUCCUGGUUGUCAUCCAGAAUUCAAGUGCCACAUCAACCUUGAAGCCAUACGGGAAGUCCACCAUGGUCAGAAUUAAAAACAAACAAAUAAUGAAUCCUUUGUCACCUUCCCUAUCUGCCUUUUAGUCUUUAAGAAAAAUGAGGAGGACAGGAUCCCAUCAUGUGUAACUUACUCCACUUUUAAAGAAUCAAAUGCUUCUCAGUAUCUGGUUUAAGCCAAUUUUCAGUGUGGUGUGAAAAGCUUUAGUCCUUUUGUACAAGAUCGAGAGGCAUCAGAACCACACGUAGGUAACUCCCAGUAGCCCCCACUGCCCCCAUCGUCAUUCAUUCUGCAAACAUUUGGGGAGAACAUGUUGGGCAGCAGGAUUCAUUCAGGGUACAUUUUUCUCAUCCCCUUCCCUCGAUUGGCACUUUGAUGAAUCUGGAUGGGGAAUGCUUCCUUUGCCCAGUGUGGGGUGCAGCAGUCAGCUUCAGGGGUGGGAGAAUGCUCAAGCGUGCAUGGGUUGGUGGGUCAGCACUGACGUCUGUUUUACAAUCUGAAGGCCUCCAAAGUAGGUUUAUCAUAUGGCCAAAAUCUUGAAUUUUAAAAGAUUCAUAUAUAUGUGUGUUUGUGUAUGCAUGUAUAUAUAAAUAUAUGUAUGUAUAUGUAUAUAUACACAUAUAAAUAUACAUAUACACAUAUUCAUGUGUAUAUGUAUAAGCUUCAAUGCUUAUUGGGUUUUGUGUAAACUUUUUUAGACAGAGGCAUAAAGCUAAUGGCUCCCACUUUUUUGGGUAGGUCGGUAGGAGGCUGGAUUAAUGACAGGAGAUCAUUGGCUGGUCAUCAUGUAACACUUUACAAGAGUGAGGGGGCUUUUAUUUUCUCAAAGCAAAUACAGUUGUGAUUUCCAUCCCUACUUUGGCACCCAAGCUUUUAUUUCCUCUGCAUUAAAAAGAUUAUAGUCAGUUCUAAGAAAAGCAAAUUUUUCUUUUUAGUAACUUAUUUAAAGAAACAAAUAUAUGCCAAUAACAUCCAGUGGAGUUAAGAUAUGUGCCUCCCUUUACUGCUUUUCUCCAAAGACAAGCUGGAGAGCAUGGGUAUAGUUAAGAAGCCACUCAGAGUUGUAAAUUAUAUAGAUGUGGUUUCCUGCCAUGAGUCAUUUACUCACAGUAUCCUGUAGGAAUGAGCUUCUUCCAGAGAGCUUCUGAGACUCACCUACUCAAAACAUGGUGACCCGCUGUUGCUCAUGCCUUUUCAGGGCAAACUAGAAUUUUAUACGUGGAGGAUUAAACCAGAAAUUGACAUGUGUAUUAACCUGGAAUGGACAUUAAUAUAGGAUGGAUUUUAUCCAAAAGUGGGGUAGACUUUGCCCAAAUACAUUUCUGUAUUAUGUUAAUAUUCUCUGUUUAUAAAAUGAAUUGAGAGAAACAACUAUCUAGCCUACUGCCCAGGAUUCUCUGUGUCUUGCUUCAGGGGUAUUGACUGAAACUGCUUCGUGUUAUACUUUAUGACAUCACCCCUAAAAGAUGACCCCCAAAGUUGGUCAAUCAGCAGACAUUGGUCAAUGCCUCUUAUGUGUCAGUCACUAUGCUAGAUACUGGGGAUACAAAGACAGAAAAUGAAUAGCACUUGCCUUCAAGGAACUUACAUUUCAACAGGGGAGACAUGUACAUAUAUAACUAUAUACAACAUUUAUGCAAAAUUCAUACAGAUAUUCAAGAUAAUUGAUCUUGAUACAUCACGAUGGUUCCCCAAGAACUUUUAGUUCUUGAAUUACAGGUGCCCCCAUGCAGACUAAGAGCUAGAGUUGGUCUUGGAGGGCUUUCUAGAGCACAAAGCUUUACUUGAGACUGUUGAAAUGGUUGUAGAAAUGAAGACAUGACUGGGAAAGUCACUGGUCCUCCAUGAAUAUUCAGAAUAUAUUUAUUGCCUUUUGGACUGUGUGUGGCCCAAGGACACUCUAAGAGGAACA